This is a messenger RNA of Cydia fagiglandana, 1720 nucleotides long. RefSeq lists its product as uncharacterized. Lineage: Eukaryota; Metazoa; Arthropoda; Insecta; Lepidoptera; Tortricidae. The coding region runs from base 150 to 1073 and encodes 307 amino acids. The transcript is spliced from 5 exons. The record is from RefSeq and is a predicted model, not a curated record.
AAAUUCACAAUUUCACUUCAACAAUUCUUCAUUUUUCUAUUAAUUCUCAGACUCCGGCACGGUUAGAAAGUUGGAAAAAGUCGUUAGGAAUUGCAUUAAAAGCAAAUGAUUAUAUUUGCCAUCUUCAUUUUAAAGAAGAAAAUAUAAAUAUGUACGAAAAGUUAACUAUUAAAGGAGAGCUCAAAUAUAUUCCUACACAAAGAAAAACGCUUAAGGAAGAAGCUGUGCCCACGAUUGAGCAUCAGUUUAUUCCCAUUCCCGAACAUGAACUCCAAGCCAAUACUAUUCACAUAGAGGAAUCUUUCGAACCAUACCCCAAUCAACCUAAGGACGAGCAGCAACAACAAAUCAAUGCCGAGCAACAGGAAUUAUCAGAAGAUCAAAAUGAUUCUAAUAAUUUAAUGGAUUAUGAAAUGAUACAACAGGACUUUGCGGAACCAUUGUUUAGUCAAUAUCAGGAUACUAAUGUAACAAUUAAUCCAAUAGAGAAUUUUAAAAGUAAGUUUCGGGCAUUUUCGUUGUUGCCGCCUUUUUGGCUACAUGCAGAAAAUCCUAAUGGGCUGGAAUUUAUGCGAAUGGAUCCAAAAACUCAGAAGAUUAAACAUCAUAUACGUUUAAACGAUGAUCUAACUGUCACUGUAAUUUUUCCCAAUAAUGAACAAUUGCCACUAAAGGAGAAAAUUAAUUCAUAUGACAACACCUACGAUUACUUAAAAUCGGUUGAAAGAUGGCCUUUGUGCGUUGGUACUCAGAUUGACGACAAUAAAUUUUGUAAAGGUGUGAUUAUUGGAGAUGAUACUUACGAAAGAAAUCAACAGUACCCAAGAUGUAAAUCUUGUCGAAUAUUACGAAAUCGUUUGCAGAACCGUAAUUCCACUUCAACUCUAUUACAAAAAAUGGCAGAAGCUAAACGGCGCGCUUCAAAUCUUGUACAUAAAUGCAAGCGUCUGAAGAGGACGGCAAUCCAGGAAUUUUUAGAAUUCCUUGCAGACUGGGAAAAGCUCGAAAAAAAAAAUACCUGUGUCAAGGAGCACGUUAACUGGAUUAAAAGUAACUUUACGGGCAACACUUGAAAUUUUGGAUAUGCUGAAUGUUGCAUGUGAUUACAAGUAUUUGAUGACAGCAACCCUAUCUCAAGAUCCGUUGGAGAGAUUUUUCUCCGUCAUGAGAUAUUCGUGUGGAGGAAACGAUCACCCUGAUCCCAAAAUGUUUGCACAAGUUUACCGAUUGGCGUCUUGUUUUUCCCUAAUACGCCCUCCGAAAGGUUGUAACGUUUCCGGCAAAGAUUUGCUGAAGAACUUACUAGGAGCAAAGGAUAUGGUAACUGGUUCAAACGAGGCUAAGCAAGCAUGGCUGGAAAGCCUCGACCAUAUACUAGAUAAUGGUGAACCAUUGAUUGAUGGUUAUGAAGACCAUGACUACAACGAGGCUGUCACCAGUGACGCGGUGCAGUCUUACAUUGCUGGGUACAUCGUCCGCAAAUUGCGAAAAAUCGUAAAAUGCAAUAAUUGUUUGAAACUCAUACAAAUGAGUCCCAAUGAGGGAAAAAUGUUAAUGAGAAACGACGUAAUCGAUAAAAUGGAUUUAUACGGCGGGUUAAUUUAUGCUAGUGACGAUCUAUUCAAUCUGACCAAAAUGAUAGAGAAAUGUGUGUUAAGAGCAAUAAGCAAAGCUUUAACCAAUAUGGAGACGAUCAGUGAAAUUACGCAAGAAUUACAAA